AUGAUUGACACUCCUUUGAAACCUGCGAGCUUUUUUUUUCUUUCUUUUUCUUUUCUUCAAAUGAUAAGUAAACUUUCAGAAAACCCAACGUGGGAACCAAAGUGUACUUUCUAAUAUAUAUGGCAUGUGCUAUGUUCUCACAUGUAAUUUUUGCAGAUCCUGGAGAGGCAUCAAACAAAUAUUUCUUUUGUAGAUGAAUCUGAUUGUAAGGAAGAGUGCCAAAAAAAACCACACUUGUGAAAAAGGAGCUGAUAAAGAGGUGUCGCUCUUCAGGGUCAGCGACGGGGAUUUGCAAGACAGAAACAAACAUCAUAUCAAGAAGUUCAGCAUGUGUUCAAUGUUAAGACAACAUGUUUCUGUUGGAGCUAGGGACUUUUUUUGUUAGUUUAAGGCAUUUCAUUUAGUUCAUGUGGCAGUAAUAUAUUUAAGGGUCUUAUGGGGCUUGUCCUGGUCUGUGUGUCUUUAAGUGCUUUGUUGAAGACACCUCAGGAUCAUUCUAGCAGCUAUUGUAAUGUAAUGCAUAUACCGUUAACUCUGGCCAUUCACUGGGGUGAGAGUGGGUGGAAGGUAGUAAUGUGGGGGAGGUGACCAAGGGCCCAGAUAAGAGAGUGAGGAAGGCCGGAUUCAGGUUUGUGUAUCUGGCUGGGUGAAGGAGGUGAAGGAAUCUGCUGCUGUUUCGUUUUCAUCAUGGCUGCUGUGCAAACAGACGUUUCCCUGUGGUCGCAACCUUGGGAGAGGCCUUUGUCCAUCUACGGAGGGUUGGUGUGUAACUCGCUGAUGGCUGACUUCUGGUCUGACAGAACUCCGCUCCAUGAAGCGGCCUUUCAGGGCAGACUCCUCCACCUCAGGGCCCUUAUCGCUCAGGGCUUCCAUGUUGACACAGUCACCAUGGACGGGGUCACGCCGCUCCACGAGGCUUGCCUCGGGGGUCGUUACGCUUGUGCCAAGUUUCUUCUGGAUAAUGGAGCCAAUGCAAUGGCAGUGUCAACAGAUGGCGCCACACCUCUCUUCAAUUCCUGCAGCAGCGGGAGCGCUGCCUGCCUCAAGCUCAUCCUGCAGCACAGUGCCUCCAUCCACACCACCUACCAGCUGGCAUCUCCAAUCCAUGAGGCUGCCAAGAAAGAUCACCGAGAGUGCCUGGAGCUGCUGCUGGCCCAUGGAGCUCAGAUUGAUCUGGAGCUGCCUGACGUUGGGACGCCACUCUACUCUGCCUGCAUGGCCCGGGCUGCAGCCUGCGUAGAGGUGCUGCUGUAUUCAGCAGGAGCAGAUGUUCAGAUCGGAUGCGGGCCGGACAGUCCUCUGCAUGCUGCAGUUUUGGGGGGAGGAGCUGACAUUGUGCAUCUUCUCCUGGACUUUGGAGCUGAUGGGUGUCGCAGGAACGCCGAGGCGAAGACUCCUCUUGAUCUGUCGAAGCCAAACAGCUCAGUGAGAGCUGCACUGCUGAGCAGAGGUCCCUGCUCUCUGUCUCAGCUCUGUCGCUUACGUAUUCGUCGAAGUCUCGGAAAGAGUCGUCUGCACAGGGCCUCGAGCCUCUUUGUCCCUCACAGUAUCAAGGACUUCCUCCUCUACCAAUGACACAUCUCUGCCGUCCUUUGCUUUUUUUUUUUUUUUUGCUUCGCCUUUUCAAGAAGAAAGGAUAAAAGGCGUCCACAUUCAGAGAGUUUUCAUCCAUAGCUUCAUAAUUCAGAUGCUUUUAGUAUUGUAAUAACAGCUUUCUGAGAGCUGCUCAAUGAAAUCUUUUGGAUACAAGGGAGGGACGCUUCAGGAUAAGCUCUGUUCAUCCUGCAGGGACUUUAUGUGUCAGGUUUUUGUAUUUUUGUACUUUCUUUUAAGCGCUCAUGAAUUUUACAUGAUUCCAACAUGUUUUUAAAGUUGAACAUUGCCAAUUUUACACAUCAAAGUCUUUUAUGUUUGGGAGUACUUGUGCAUAUAUUAAAAAUAAGUUGUAUAAAAACUAGCUCCACAGGAAGCUUUGUGGAUGUCAUUUGAAUAAGCAUCAGCUGGGGGUGAAAACUGCAGAUCAGACCUUUUUGUAGCUUUGUAGCAACCACAGACUGUGUGCCUAUGAGUACAACACAGGAGAAUUCACACCACUAAUGUUAGAGAGUUGCAUUCUGGGUAAUGCAGGUGGCAAGUUUUGAAAAAACAACAAAAAAAACCCAAAUCUUAUGUUAAAAUAAUUUUUCUCAUAAAUGUUUCUAAUGGUUUUGUAAACUUUGAAUGUGGCCUGUUUUGUUCACAUUUCUGUGUUUUUAUUUGUGGAAUCUUUCGUAGUGCCGUUAGUACACGGGCCGAGGUGGCCAUCACACAUCAUCUCUCUGACAUCACACAGAGUAAGACUGAGGGUUUCUGUGCACCUCACACGAUGCUUUAUAACUGCUUUAAUUCUUCGUGAUGCUGAUUCAAAAAGGCGCCUGAAACAUUCCUCAUACAGUUUGGUCAGUGUUGAUAUGACAGCAUCACACAGCUGCUGCUGAUUUUUCGACUGCGCAUCCAUGACAUAAGUCUUGCGUUACACCACAUCCCAUCGGUGCUCUGCUGGAUUGCGAUCUGGUGACUGUAGAAACUGUUUGGUCACAGUGAACCUGUCGUCAUGUUCAAAAAACUAGUCUGAGAUGAUCUGAGCUUUGUGAUAUGGAGCAUUAGGACAGUAACUAACUGAACUAAAUCAAAUAAUACAAUAUAUUACAAGGUUACAAAAUAUAACAAAAUAGCCCGAAUUAACACAAAACACUGUAGUUAUACAUUUUCCAGUAUAUUACACCUAAUUAAAUAGUUGAAGUUGAGGUGCUUCAUAUCAUGUUGGCUUUAUUUCUUCUGUAGAGGAUGUGCUGCGGUGUGUAUUUGUGUGCUUUAGAUGGAGGUGGAGGAAUUGUACUGCAAGUUAGCCACAGGCAGAAAUGAUUUCCUUUGUCGGUCAGUGGUGCAUUUAGGGUAAUCCAAGUCUUUCACUGACUGUGCUCCUGUGACUGGACCUCAUGGAGUGGCUGGGAGGUACUGUCUGGCAUUGUCCUUAUCUUGGACAACAAUACUCAGAUAUGCUGCAGGAUAUUGGUACCAACAGGCCCAAGAAAAUAUCCGCGCACCAAUAAUCUCCAGCAGCCUUAAUCAAUGAUACAUCAUCUGAAUGUUGCAGCAGAAUUCCCAUCAGACCAGGAAACAUUUUUUUUAAAUCUUCUGUUGUCCAGUUUUGAUGAUCUUGAGUCAAUUCUAGCUUGAUGUGUUCUCCUGCUGCUGUUGCUCGUCUGCUACAUUUCACUGUGGAUUCAAGGAUGUUCUGCAUUUCUUUGUCUUCUCUGAGUCACUGUUGCCUUCCUAUCAGCUUGAAACAGUCUGAUUAUUCACCUCUGAAAUCACCGAGACAUUUUCCCCAAGAGAACUGCUGCUCCGUGGAUAUUUUGUCCUUUUCAUUCAGUUCUCUCAGCUGGAAAUUCAACACAGCAUCUUGACCAUUCCUACAUGGAUAAAUUUACUGAUUUGCUGCAAUGUGACUGGCUCAUUAGAUAUUUCUGCUAAAGAGCAGUUGAAAAAUAAAGUGGGCGGUGAGUGUAUUUAUGUCACAAGACGCACCUCAGACACCAUCCUGAAGAGAACAAAGCUUCUGGAGACAAACUGUUUUAUGCUUGAUUACGACUGAGCUGCGUGUGAAUGAUACAUUUGUGUACUUGCAUGUGCUGUGGCUCAAAAUAAGAGUUUAAUAAUGAGGGGCAGAAAAAUAAAAACAAAAUAUACUGAAGGAAAACAGCAGCUGCAGUAAAGGAUCCAAAUAACUGAGGGUUAGAGUGUGUUUUGUGGCUGAUGUUGCUCAGGGGGAAUUAAUUUUCUGACUUCAAAUGUCACUCUGAAAGGUCACCUCUGCAAAGACCUGAAAGAACUUGUUGGAACAGAUUUAACUUGACGUGUCUUCACCAAGACAGCAAAGAAAAACCUGAGCCUUCAGAAAAGGCUUUGUAAGGGCUGUAUAUAGCAUGUACCGCUCAUUUGUAAAGGUGUGCAUUAUAAUGAGUCUCCUGCUGCUCAGUUUGAAACUUACCAUCAAACUCCUGAUAUAAAAUUAGGCCUUAAUUCAUUGCUGAUUCAUUCAGAGAUUACAAAAAACCUCAAUCGGGCAAUUAAAUAAAAUUAUUACCAACAAGAUGAUUUUAUGUCUCAGUUCUGAGCUCCGUUCGGUCGAGUCGCUCGUUAGGAAAAGGUCACACAAGCAGCUCAGGGAAAGACUUUGUACUGCGAUACAGACGAACUCAUCCCCAGGUUUUAUAUUUAUUUAGGUUUGAUGAAAUGCAAAAAAAAGGUUGCUUAAAAAGGAGAACUGGAGAUAUUAAUACAGCAAAAUGUUGAGAAACAAGGCAUCCGUUAUUUCUAAGUUGAUGCUGGACUAAUAAGGCCAUUUUAUGUUUGUUUAUUCUUCACAUUUUUACAACAGUACAUUAAUUUUUGUUGGGAUUGACAUUCUUACUCCGACAAAGGACGACACAGAGCGGUUGAGGUUAUAUUUCGUGACUAAAAAUUAGUCACAAAA
Messenger RNA from Haplochromis burtoni (Burton's mouthbrooder), 4519 nucleotides. It is a transcript of the gene asb11, whose product is annotated as ankyrin repeat and SOCS box containing 11. Bases 688 to 1575 code for a protein of 295 amino acids. The record is from RefSeq and is a predicted model, not a curated record. NCBI's taxonomy places the organism in Eukaryota, Metazoa, Chordata, Actinopteri, Cichliformes, Cichlidae. Gene Ontology annotation, biological process: positive regulation of protein catabolic process; intracellular signal transduction; protein ubiquitination. The transcript has 7 exons. Gene Ontology annotation, molecular function: protein binding.